This is a messenger RNA of Ziziphus jujuba (common jujube), 1849 nucleotides long. RefSeq names its product ankyrin repeat-containing protein BDA1. Bases 447 to 1694 code for a protein of 415 amino acids. Lineage: Eukaryota; Viridiplantae; Streptophyta; Magnoliopsida; Rosales; Rhamnaceae. The record is from RefSeq and is a predicted model, not a curated record. Gene Ontology annotation, molecular function: protein binding. The transcript is spliced from 5 exons.
UUUUGCUGGCAUAUAGGAGCUUCAACCUCUCAUUCUCUCUCUCUCUCUCUCUCUCUCUCUAUAUAUAUAUAUAUGUAUGAUUUAUAAGCGUCUCUCAUCCACACCUUGCUUUUAGCUCUCUGUUCUCUCCUGGUUUGGUUUGCUUUUUGGAGGAUUUGAACUUGUUAUUGGCACAAAUCCAGAGCUACUCUCCACUUUGAAGGUGCACUCAGUUUCAAAGUCAUUUUCGUUCCUGAUCUCCACCUGAAAGCAAUUUGCAUGAAUUUAAGCUACAAGAAAGCUAACCAAACCAAUGUUUCAUGCAUAUUUUAGCAUUGUUUUUGGUCUCUGCUGCGUUUCUUCGCCUGUGAAUGUAAUAAUUGCAACUUCAGCGAAUACAUGAUUGGAUUCUUCUUCCAAAAACAACAAAAGUUCAUGGAACUUCAAAAAACAGCAAAAGAUCAUCCAUGUCUACUUUCUUUUUCCUUUUUCAUUUUCUAUGUGGGAUUAUGUUCUCUCCAAACAGAAUGGAAGGUACAUUGAAUAAUGCUGAAGCUGCUCAAAGAGAAUAUGAAAGCAUGGAAGAUAUCAACGAUAGAAAAAUGAAAGAAAUGAAGGCUGCAGCUGAGGAAGGAAGAGAUGAAGAUAUCGCCAAAUUAAUUGGGGACGAUCCAUAUGUCCUACAAAGAUUUGAUCGUGUGCCAUACAUUAAUACGCCUUUGCACAUAGCAGCUAAACAUGGCCAUACCCCUUUUGCCAUGGAGAUGGUGAGCUUCAAACCUUCUUUUCUCACCAAGUUAAACCCAGAAGGGUUGUGCCCUUUGCUUGUUGCUUUGCAAAAUGGUAGAAAUGAUUUGGCACUUCGACUUUUAGAGGUGGACCGCGAUCUAAUUCCUUGUGAGGGAAGGAAAAGAACCGUUUUCCUACAUUAUUUGGCUCAAGAAGGGAACAUCGAUCUCCUGAAAAUGUUCUUAAAAGCUUCUCCGAAAUCAUUCCAAGAUAUGACAACAAGAAGAGAGACGGUUCUUCAUGUUACUUUGAAGAAUGGCAAGCUGGACGCUUUUUACUUCCUGGUUGGAUACCUUCAACGAGUCCAGCAUGAGGGCUCUUCAACACAGGAAACAGAGAUCUUGAACCGGAAGGACUAUGAAGGCAACACUAUCUUACACAUUGCAGUGCAAAAGAACAUUUCAGAGGUGGUCGAACUGCUAAUCGAUUGUGGAGUUGAUAUAAAUACAAAGAACACAGAGAAUUUGACUGCUCUAGAUAUUUUAGAUGAUAUGCAAGUAGACAAUCGAGAAGUCAGAAAAAUGCUUAAUGCUGCUGGAGCAUUAAAAGCUUCCAACUUGACUAUUCCAAUACCUUUCACAGCUGAUAGUUUAAAGCGUAUACCCUCUUUCAAGGAGCGUUUGAUAACAUCUAUCAUUCGUUUCAAAAGAGAUAUACCACAUGAUACACGCAAUGCAUUGCUGGUGAUCACCGUGUUGAUAGCAACAGUCACUUGUCAGGGUUCACUCACCCCACCUGGAGGAGUUUGGCAGGACAGCAACUCAUCAACAGCACAAGUUCACCAGGCAGCAUUAUCUCACAACAUGACAUUGACGGGUCCACUGCUGACAGUCUCAACAACAGUACUAAUUGCCAUUGCAGCCUUCACCAAUUUUCCAAUGCUGCUCUUGUUCUGUGCUCUCAACAUGUUACUGCUUUCUUUCUAAAUAGUAAGUAUCAAAUGUUUAAUUUUUAACUGAAUUUUUUUUUUUUUUUUUUUUUGGCAUUGGAAUCUGUUUUCGUAACAAUUUAGUUUUCUAAUGGUUAUAAUUCAGUCCAUCUUCAGUUUCUUAAAAUAUCAUUGAGUUUUGGUUCUCGUGUU